Molecule: messenger RNA, 354 nt
Organism: Metarhizium robertsii ARSEF 23
Lineage: Eukaryota; Fungi; Ascomycota; Sordariomycetes; Hypocreales; Clavicipitaceae
Product: multidrug resistance protein CDR2
Exons: 1
Coding region: 1-354 (117 amino acids)
Biological process (GO): transmembrane transport
Cellular component (GO): membrane
Molecular function (GO): ATP binding; ATPase-coupled transmembrane transporter activity
Source: RefSeq, a predicted model, not a curated record
AUGUCCUUUAGCAGCAGUAACCUUUGGCGUAACUUUGGCAUUCUCUGCGCCUGGUGCGUUUUCUUCGUGGCAAUGACCGUCUUCUUCACUUCCAGGUGGAAGCAGAUGGGCGAAGGUGGUCGCGGCCUCCUUAUCCCCCGUGAGAAGCAGAAGAAGGUACCUAAGGCUGUGGUUGUGGAUGAGGAAUCCCAGGCUGUUGAGAAGCUAUCUGAGAACUCCGGCUCCGAUUCCGAGAAGUCUGACGUAACUAUCGACAAUCAGCUCGUUAAUAAUACAUUGGUCUUUAUCUGGAAGAAUCUGACUUACACCGUUAAGACGCCGCAUGGCGAUCGUCUUCUUCUCGAUAACGUUUAA